AUUUGUCGAGCGCGCUCCUCUAUCUCUGUGCCGCGCUCUUAAAAUAUUUCCAAUUCCACCCAACCACUGUUUUCUACUUUCCUCUCUCUUCUUCACUCUCUCUCGUGUCUCUUCAUUUCCGCCGGAGAUGCAGCUACCACCGCCGUCGCUUCACUCUCCGGCAACACUACAUCCCCGGUGAAGAAUCACUCAAACCAUGCAAGAGACGCUCCUCACACUCUCCGUCUCCCACCAAGACAUUCUCCUUCACCCAAACCCCCAAGCACCCAAGAAGAAAAAAUCCCAACCACGCCACAAGCACCGAGCAGGACCCACCGCCGACAACUACCUCAUCGUCCCGUCUCCGUGUCCGGCGCCCUCACGGAACAGAACCCAACCUCGCCGCGUCAGCCCCGCCGUCUCACCUCCCUCCUCCGCCGCGGAGAAGGCCCUUCCGAACGGCGACAUCUACACCGGAACGCUGUCGGGGAACGCGCCGCACGGUACCGGGAAGUACCUCUGGUCCGAUGGGUGCAUGUAUGAGGGGGAGUGGAGGAAAGGGAAAGCGUGCGGGAAGGGGAGAUUCUCGUGGCCUUCUGGAGCUACCUACGAGGGGGAGUUCAAAUCGGGUCGGAUGGAAGGGUUCGGGUCCUUCAUCGGCGUCGACGGUGAUAUGUACCGUGGGUCGUGGCUUGCUGACCGGAAGCAUGGGUUAGGGGAGAAGCGGUAUGCUAAUGGGGAUGUGUAUGAAGGGUGGUGGAGGUGCAACCUGCAAGAUGGUGAAGGAAGGUAUGUGUGGAAGAAUGGGAAUGAGUAUGUAGGAGAGUGGAAGUGUGGUGCUAUUUGGGGAAAUGGGGUUUUGGUUUGGGCGAAUGGGAAUCGUUAUGAAGGGUGUUGGGAGAAUGGGGUGCCUAAAGGGAAGGGAGUUUUCACUUGGUGUGGUGGGGGUUUGGGGAAGGAGCUGGUGAAUGUGGUGGAGGGGGAGGAGGAGAAGCAGUGUCAGGUGAUGGCGGCGGCGAGGAAGAGGUCUUCGGUGGAUGGUUCAAGGAGUGUGAGUUUUCCCAGGAUUUGCAUUUGGGAACUUGAUGGAGAAGCUGGGGACAUUGUCUGUGACAUUGUUGACAAUGUGGAAGCUUCUAUGUUUUACAAGGAUGGUAGUGAAUCAGAAAACAGUGGAGAAGGUUAUGGUGUGUUGCACAAGACUCCUUGUUGGUCUGUUGAUGGUGAUGUCAAGAAGCCAGGUCAAACUGUUUCCAAGGGACACAAGAACUAUGAUCUCAUGCUCAGUCUCCAACAGGGUAUCAGGUUCACUGUUGGCAAGUAUGUUUCUAUUAUGCGAGAGCUUAAGCCCGGGGAUUUCGAUCCCAGAGAGAAAUUCUGGACAAGGUUGCCGCAGGAAGGUACCAAGUUUCCACCUCCAUACCAGUCUUUGGACUUUAGGUGGAAGGAUUACUGUCCCAUGGUGUUCAGACAUCUAAGGGAAUUAUUUGCCAUAGAUCCUACGGAUUACAUGCUUGCUAUUUGUGGAAGUGACACACUCAGAGAAAUGUCUUCUCCUGGCAAGAGUGGAAGCAUCUUUUACCUCACUCAAGAUGACCGGUUCAUAAUCAAGACAGUGAAGAAGUCUGAAGUCAAGGUGCUGAUCAGGAUGCUUCCAAGCUACUACCAACAUGUUUGUCAAUACAAGAACACCUUGGUAACAGCAUUCCUGGGGGUUCAUUGUGUCAAGCCUGUUGGAGGUCAAAAGACCAGGUUUAUUGUGAUGGGCAAUGUGUUCUGUUCGGAGUAUCGGAUCCAUAGGAGGUUCGACCUCAAAGGUUCUUCUCAUGGUCGAACAACAGAUAAACCCCAGGAGCAGAUUGACGAGACCACCACUCUCAAAGACCUUGAUCUUAAUUUUGUCUUUCGCCUGGAACAGUCUUGGUUUCAAGAGCUUAAAUGGCAACUUGAUAGAGACUGCGAGUUCCUGGAAGCCGAGGGAAUCAUGGACUACAGUCUUCUGAUUGGCCUUCAUUUUCGUAAUGAUCACUCAGCUGACGGAAUGAAAAGUUCAGGCAAGAGAGACUUGCAUGAUGAUGAGAUGCACUUAUGCCGGGGACCUCUAAUCAAGCUGGGAAUGAACAUGCCUGCCAGAGCUGAAAGAGUAUCUGGUAGUGGAAGUGGCAAUUCUACCCUUUCAGAGAAUAGCAGUGAGAUCUCUGAUGUAAUCCUCUACUUUGGUAUCAUUGACAUUCUCCAAGGCUAUGAUAUUGGCAAAAAGAUAGAACAUGCAUACAAGUCACUACAAGUGGACCCCACCUCCAUCUCAGCCGUUGAUCCAAAGCUAUACUCCAAAAGGUUCAGGGAUUUCAUACACAGAAUCUUUGUAGAGGACAAAUGAAGAAGCUUGGUGACAAAAUACCAUUGGAAUUUGGAAGUGCUCCAGGACCAACUCUUUGGCGUUAAAUUAAAGUCCACAAGAGUGGAACUUUGAUGGCUAAUUUUUCUCAUAGCCAUUAGAAAAUUGAGACCAGAUGCUAGUUUUUUGUUUCACCCCUUCUUUUUCAAUUGCUUUUUGCUGUGAAUGUGGACCAUUGUGGGGUGUGGAAAAGGGGUAUAUAAGGUUAUGGUGAGAUUCAAAUUGAGGGGUUAAUAAGUGUACAGAGACAGUCAAAAGAUUGAAUAGUAGAAUUGAAUUGAACAUACAUCUUUGGUUGAAUAUGGUUUUGAACAAGAAAGAAAAAGUUCCCAUAGA
Lotus japonicus is the source of this 2713-nucleotide messenger RNA. RefSeq names its product phosphatidylinositol 4-phosphate 5-kinase 2-like. The record is from RefSeq and is a predicted model, not a curated record. Gene Ontology annotation, biological process: phosphatidylinositol metabolic process. Lineage: Eukaryota; Viridiplantae; Streptophyta; Magnoliopsida; Fabales; Fabaceae. The transcript has 7 exons. Gene Ontology annotation, molecular function: 1-phosphatidylinositol-4-phosphate 5-kinase activity; ATP binding. Bases 197 to 2359 code for a protein of 720 amino acids.